AUGGCGAAUCCAAUUUCCGAGGAUAGUUUUGGUAAAAAGUUGAUUAACUAUCUCAACUUAACUCAACAAAGUAUAGGCAACGAAUCGUCAUUUAACUCGUCCUCAGAUUUAUAUUUCUUUACCUUGUAUAUGUACAUCUAUGUGCAACCUAUUCUUUGUGUUCUUGGCUUUCUAGGAAAUUUUAUAUCCGUGUUUGUUUUCUGUUCUAAACCUUUAAGGAAUGCCUCGUCAAACGUUUAUCUGACAGCCUUAUCGUGUACCAGUUUUGUGUUCUGUCUUUCGAAUUUCCUCGUGUGGCUAGAGACCGUAAGAGUUCAAUUAUUUCAUCAAGAGGUCCUCUGCCAGGCCAUAAUUUACAUAACUUAUGUCUGCAGUUUUCUUACCGUGUGGUAUGUCGUCUGUAUCACUUUUGAAAACUUUGUUGUGACUAUUAACCUUCGUUAUGCUGUUAUCGUCUGCACUGUUUACAAAGCAAGGGUCAUAGUGACGUCGCUUGCCGUGACGGCUAUACUCUUGUACUCAUUCGCCUUGUGGACAACAAAACUACAGAACGAGAACGGAAUGAUUUACUGUGCUAUUGGAAAGGAUUAUCAUGAAACACUACACGUCUUUACCUACAUCGACAUCAUAAUCACCCUUGCCGUUCCAUUUAUAGCUAUGGCUUUCUUUCUUGGUGCUGUUUAUCUUAAGCACAUCAUACUUCGAGUUCCAUGUAGCCCGGGAUGUAAAAUGGCUCAUCCUGAAACACACAAGCAUAAAUCUAGAGGAAACAGGAACGAAUCUUUGACCAGAAUUACACGGGUAUUACUAGCAAUAGGAUCGUCUUAUAUGGUGCUAUCUGUUCCAUCUUGUGUGAACAAAAUUCGAUCCAUCGUUUUGUCCAUGAAGGACCAGCAGGAGACUCCCUCGCCUGAUAGCUGGGCCAUUGUCCAGAUUUGUCAAAUGAUAUACUACCUAUCAUUCUGUCUUAACUUCGCUUAUUACGUCAAAUGGAGUGUAAAUUACAGAAGAGCUCUUGGGAAUCUUUUCAAAAUUUUUCUUUGCAAUCGUAUUUCGGACAACGAGAACAACAAAUGUGCUCAAGUGCCAUUGAUAAAUAUUCUUUCUCGAAAGAAUGUUUCUCAAGAAAUCGACCAGGUUGCUACGUAUGUAUAAUAGAUAUUUUUAAACUAAAGGAGAGGAAGAUUUAUUACCAGUGUCGUAUCCUUGUGCCAAUCUUCUUAUUAAAUUAAUCUACAGGAUUAAAUCAAAAAGAAAAAUAUCUUAAGAACUGUGGAAAGCACGCAUUAUUUGAGCAUUAUAAAUAUUUACUUUUUAAUUCUUAAAACUGUUAUAAUGAA
Saccostrea echinata is the source of this 1340-nucleotide messenger RNA. RefSeq names its product mu-type opioid receptor-like. The record is from RefSeq and is a predicted model, not a curated record. NCBI's taxonomy places the organism in Eukaryota, Metazoa, Mollusca, Bivalvia, Ostreida, Ostreidae. The coding region runs from base 1 to 1155 and encodes 384 amino acids. Gene Ontology annotation, cellular component: plasma membrane. The transcript has a single exon. Gene Ontology annotation, biological process: G protein-coupled receptor signaling pathway. Gene Ontology annotation, molecular function: G protein-coupled receptor activity.